Messenger RNA from Kogia breviceps (pygmy sperm whale), 4946 nucleotides. It is a transcript of the gene ERICH5, whose product is annotated as glutamate rich 5. The record is from RefSeq and is a predicted model, not a curated record. Lineage: Eukaryota; Metazoa; Chordata; Mammalia; Artiodactyla; Physeteridae.
CCCUCUCCAUCUUCUCCCUACCUGGCUCCUUCCUUGUCUCUGUCUUCUUCUGCGUCCUUGCUGUGGUGUCCCCACCCUGGCUCCUUCCCCCAGCGAGCGGCUCGCUUUCCUUUCCAGGCUUGCGCUCUGCAGCCGCGGGAGCCGGCCGCGCGGAGUCGGAGGAACUGGUGCUGAGGCAGCGGUUCGCGCGGGAUCCGGACUCGGGGACCCAGGCCCGCGAGGAGCUGGGACAGGGGGCCGCGCUCGCCCGCCGGGCGCCCUCCUGCUCGUGAUGGGCUGCUCCAGCAGUGCCCUCAACAAGGCCGGCGACGGCAGCAGGCCCCGCAGCGAAGAAAGUGAGUCCUGCUUUGUCCAACCAAAACCACGUACACUGGGAAGAGAAUCUACUUUAUAUGGCAAGGUACAAAAGGAAAGCCUUCCUCGACUAGAAAAGCUCAAGAUUUCAGCCGUGUCUACAGCUAAUGGUGUUAAAUCCCUCCAUGAACAGCCCCUGGCAAAGGAUGCUGCAGACCCACCAGGAUCCACAGAGGAAACUCAGCCUCUCAAGGGACUAAAGGAGUCUGGGUCACCUCAGCCAGAUGGCAAAGAUGAUACUCCAGGAGCAGGAGAAAAGAAGAAGGACGUGGAAGCAGUGACAGAGGCUCAGCCUUUUAAAGGAAACGCUGAGACCGAACCUUUAGGAGCAGAAGCCAAGAGUCAACCUUGGGGGACAGAGGGAGAGAGGGACUCCCCUGGAGCAGUGGAAGGUACUGAGAAUCCACAAGCUGCCGGAGAGAUGACACCUCUAGGAACAGCUGAGAAAAUUCCACCUCUGGAGGCAGCUAGAGAGCCACAAUCUCAAGAAGCUAUGGGAAGGGAUGAACAGUCCCAACUCCCAGAAACAGUUCCCAAGGAGAUGGAAUCUCCAGAAAUAUUGGAAGGAAGUCAGCUUGUGGAAACAGCUGAAAAGCAGCAACUUCAAGAGACAUUGGGAGAUGAGCAGUGCCAACUUCUAGAGAUGAUCCGCAGAGAGAAUGGAACACCAGAAGUAUCAGACAGAAGUCAGCUUAUGGAAACAGCUGUCAAGGGUGAUUCGCUCCAUAAAACUACUGAAGGUCCAGGAAACAUGGAGCAGAUCCAACCUGAAAGAAUAGUUGGAAACAUGGAACAUGCAGCAGGAAUUCUAGAGACAGGGGCAAAUGUGGAAACGGUCAGGAAUAUUCAUGCUAACGAAGAGGACCAACACGUUGAAGGUGAAACAGGAGAAAAGGUUGAAACAGAGAUGGAGAAUGAGAAAGUAAGUGAAGGGGCUGAAACAAAAGAGGAAGAAACAGGAGAAGCUGUGGGUCUUUCAGCAGCCACGUAGAUAGGUAUGGUGAUGGAAGGGUGAACGGACACAGCGUAUUAUAACAGAGAAGACAGAAAGCGGCAGUGAAAUUUGUGGUUACAGAUCUUAUCUUUCAACAUCUACAUGUUUUAUACAAGGAGUGUGGUUAUCAUGUUAUUGAUUACAUUGUUCCAUAAAACUGCUAAGCUGUGAACAGUUUUUCUAGCUACUUACAAUUCAAAACUACAAAAAAAAAAAAACAGAAAAAGAAAACUACAAUAGCCAGAGCCAAUACCAACUAGGGUAUAUGUUCGUGUAAGAGUGUGAGGGUGUUUUCUUCACUGUGGCAAUGGGUCUAUGGAGUAGAAAAUGAGACCCUAAAAGAAAGUAUAAACCUUUAAGUAUAGGUGGCUGGAGAAAGGAGUUAGCAGAUUUUAGGGAGCUCAUGAUAAUAAAGUCAUACAGUUGGAAUUAGGAUGGAGUAAGAAUGAUCAACAAUAACUGGGCAAACUAUACCUAGUAUUUCUUUCCUAUCACAGAAUUUAGAGCUGGUGGGAACCUGGGAAAGUAUGUCAUCUAAUUACCUUCUCACCUUAAGUCUAGCUACUACCAUACAUCCUUAUUGAUCAUGGUGUAUUAAAUAUGGUAACAAAAUUCUUCUUAAAGGAACGCAGACUCUGGCGCUGUUAUAAGAUUAGGCGUUUUCACAAUGAAAGGUUAGACAUGUUUUAUGUGCCAUUUUGAAUCAUCUAGUGAUUUUAUACUUAUGUGAGGUAUUUCAAUUGGUGUUAUCCUUUUGACUGACAUUAAAGGUAUUUUAAAUUAACUGACUUUUAAAUAUAUUUUAGAGGCAACAAACAGCAAGAAUUAAAACAGACUUGUUGCCUAUGUGGAGUCUAUUCCUUGGGCCCUAUUUUUUGUUUUUUUUAAGAUUACUCUGAUUUAAUAUUAGGCUUUAGAUGUGGAAAAGAGCUGAAAAAUCAAGAUUUAAAAACCAUUUAUAAUAUUUCAUUCGUGUUAAAAUGAUACACCACAGAAAGUCACUUUUCAAGUAUUCCUCCAAAAUUGCCAAGGGAUUUUGGUAAAUGAUGAUAUGUGAAUAAUAAUAAUGAUAGCAAUCUUGCCCACCAAUGAGUGCCUUGUGUUUAUGAAUAUCAGGAUAGAAUUAUAUUCUGGAAACAUUUUGUAUCUUUAUCUUAUUUGUAAAUAUGUAGUUUAAAGAUAACUGCUCAGAUGAAUUAACUAGACUAUUUUACUUUAGCUUCUAUAUUAAACUGACUAUUAAGAUGAUGUAAUUAAUUUUAAGAAUAUAGGAUAGAGGGAAGAAUUAUCAUCCUUAGUCUGAUUUUAAUGUUAGUUUAUGUUUCUGAGUUUAAAGAGUUGAGGUAGCCAACAAGAGGAGUUACCUGAGUAGAUGACUUCAUCCUUCCUGCAAAGUAAAGAAGCUGGGUUGUGAUUUUAUUGAGAACAAGGAUUGUUUUAUGUGUCUUUGAAUUCAUGCACUUAGCUCUUUUAAUGGGACAUGAUAGGUGCUUGAUAAGUAUUUGUCAAAUCAAUAAAUGAAUAAUAAAUACCAAGUGUUCCCAUUUACACUUAAUUCAUUAAAAAAGAAUAUAGAAUUCUUUAUAUAUUGAAUUCGAAAUAUGAAUUUGUGUGACAAUAACGUUUUCAUUCCAAAGCUGCUCAAGCUUAGUAAGACUAUAUAUCUGGUAUAGUUCCAAAAAUAGUAAUAAUUUGGGGUCAGAAAGUUACAUAACUCAGAACUGAUAUUGCAUCUUUCAAGCUACAUUUUGUAAUCCAAAGGUGUUUUUCCUGACCCAAAGGUAUUUUUAUAUAGAUAUCUAGUAAAUAGAAAAUGUCAGAGCUUAGUGUAAAAUAUGAUCACCUUAAAAAGUGAUUGUACUUUGUAUCAAGUACUGAAAUAGUAGGAUUCAUUUACUUAAUAGGCAUAAAGGUCCAUUCUCCAUUGUGUGGAUUUUAAAAAAAUCUCUAACAUAUGUUAAAGAGAUCCCUAUUCAGAUCUCACUCUUGAAAGAAGUCUUUCUCAAAAACAUUAUUAUAUAGUUGUAAUGUAAAAGUUUUCAAAUUACUUAUGAAUACCAUUAUUUUCCAUAAUAACUAAAAUCAUUUAUUCUCAGAAAAAUUUGGAAAUCUCAGAAAUAUAAAUUUCUGAUACUUUCUACACUUUUGUCUUUGGCCUUUACUGUGGUUACUAAGACAUUUUUAGAAAUUAUUCUUUUAGAUAAUAUUAAUAACUUUGUAGUUCAAAACCUAUAAAGAAAAUUGAAAUGUUCCAUAAUAUUUGAAUAUUCCAAAAUUCAAACGUUUCAUCUAAAUAAUCUGCUAAUUUAUUUUUUUUAAACAAAAUUAAAGUAAUAAGUGCCUGUAGUAAAACUCAAAUAAUAAAGAAAGGUACAAAAUGGGAAGUAAAGUUGUUCCUCCCAUAUCCUUUAGUCCCUCUAUGAAAAGAUGAUAAAGCUUCUUGUGUUUACUUCCAUAAGAAGGUAAUGUAGGGACUUCCCUGGUGGUCCAGUGGUUAAGACUGCACACUCCCAAUGCAGGGGGCCUGGGUUCGAUCCCUGGUCAGGGAAGUAGAUCCCACAUGCAUGCCGCAACUAAGAGUCCACCUGCCACAACUAAGAGCCUGUAUACCUCAGCUAAAAGAGCCCUCAUGCUGCAACUAAGACCCAGAACAGCCAAAUAAAUAAAUAAAUAAAAUUUUUAAAAGGGUAAUGUAUAAGCCAGGCUAUGUGGAUAUGCUAAAACAGAAGUGUAUGCUCACACAUCCACAUUUUAAAACAUAAAUGAUGGGCUUCCCUCGUGGCGUAGUUGUUAAGAAUCUGCCUGCCCAUGCAGGGGACACGGGUUCGAGCCCUGGUUUAGGAAGAUCCCACAUGCCGCGGAGCAGCUAAGCCCAUGCACCACGACUACUGAAGCCCGCGUGCCACAACUGCUGAAGCCUGCGCGCCUAGAGUCCAUGCCCCACAACAAGAGAAGCCACCACAGUGAGAAGCCUGCACACUGCAACGACGAGUAACCCCUGCUGGCCGCAACUAGAGAAAACUCCCACUCAGCAACAAGACCCAACGCAGCCAUAAAUUAAUUAAUUAAUUAAGAAAAAUACCCACGAAUCACUAUUUUGUCCUUACAUUGUGAAAAAGUGCACGUAAAACCACGAAUCCAUCCUUUGCUCUGCUAGAAUUGUUUUCUUUUGCCUAAAACUGGUAUAUAGACUUAGCAUAGCAAAGUGCAUUCUAAGUCCCCAGACUCUGAGAGGAGUUUAUCAAUUUGGCUUCCAGAUUCAAAAUGCACAAGUUGGAUAAGGCGUGAGCUAUUUAUAAUGAAUUAAUAGAAAAACUACCAUCAGGGCUGGAUUUUCCACUGGAUUUUCUAAUUCCAGUGGCCGUACAACCACUUUGUAACCCAGUUUUGUGAUCUAUUAAGAUGACUGCAGAAUUCUCUGUUAUCUAGCUGGGAAGGAAAUGGUGAACAAACGAUUCACCAGCUGGUAUCCCCAUUAGGGAGUGAAUGUUGGCGUUUACUGACAGAGGGUGCCAGGUGCAAAUCAAGGAAACUCCCAAUCCAGACUCCAAAACUCUUGGCCAGAUGUGCUCUGUACCAUCUCCUGAUGUCAAACAGG